This is a messenger RNA of Nymphaea colorata (pocket water lily), 1085 nucleotides long. RefSeq names its product chlorophyll a-b binding protein CP26, chloroplastic. The transcript is spliced from 6 exons. Lineage: Eukaryota; Viridiplantae; Streptophyta; Magnoliopsida; Nymphaeales; Nymphaeaceae. The coding region runs from base 87 to 944 and encodes 285 amino acids. Gene Ontology annotation, cellular component: chloroplast thylakoid membrane; plastoglobule. Gene Ontology annotation, biological process: response to light stimulus; photosynthesis, light harvesting in photosystem I. The record is from RefSeq and is a predicted model, not a curated record.
ACCACGCCUCCGGCACUCCCGGCUUCCCCUGUUUCCGCCUUUCCCCGACUAGAAGCCGCCGCAGAGAGCACCCUCCCCGCUUGGCCAUGGCUUCCCUGACUGCGGCGACCGCCUCGGCGAUGUCCGAGAUGCUGGGAAACCCCCUCAACUUCUCCGCGGCCCGGCCCUCUCCGGCGCCUGCCUCCUCCUCUUCCACCUUCAAGGUCGUUUCCCUCUUCUCCAAGAAGAAGGCGGCCGCCCCAGCCAAGUCCAAGGUGGCUGUCUCCCCGGUAAACGACGAGCUCGCCAAGUGGUAUGGUCCUGACAGGAGGAUUUUCUUGCCGGAGGGCCUGUUGGACCGCUCCGAGGUGCCUGAGUACCUCAAUGGGGAGGUUCCCGGAGACUACGGCUAUGAUCCCUUUGGGCUGAGCAAGAAGCCGGAAGACUUCGCCAAGUAUCAGGCGUACGAGCUCAUCCACGCCAGGUGGGCCAUGCUUGGUGCUGCUGGGUUCGUCAUCCCAGAGGCCUUCAACAAGUUUGGUGCAGCUUGCGGGCCGGAGGCAGUGUGGUUCAAGACUGGAGCUCUCCUCUUGGAUGGGAACACCCUCAAUUACUUCGGAAAGAACAUCCCCAUCAACCUUGUAGUCGCGGUUAUUGCAGAAAUCGUCCUCGUUGGUGGCGCCGAGUACUACAGAAUUAUCAACGGACUGGAUCUGGAGGACAAGCUUCACCCAGGCGGUCCGUUUGACCCACUUGGGCUGGCCAAGGACCCAGACCAGGCAGCGCUGUUGAAGGUGAAGGAAAUCAAGAACGGACGGCUUGCCAUGUUCGCGAUGCUAGGCUUCUUCCUCCAGGCCUACGUCACAGGCAAAGGCCCAGUGGAGAACCUCGCAGCUCACCUAAGUGAUCCUUUUGGAAACAACCUCCUCACUGUGAUUGCGGGGGAGCGUGCCCCUGUUCUGUGAAUCUGUGAUAUGUGUUAUUUUCUUUUCUUUUUUUAUUUUCUUUUUUUUUUCGUUGAGGUGUUGAAUCCGAACGUGCUCCUUGUUGAAGAGACGACGCCAUCUGCUUAAGUAAAUAGAUCAUUCUUCUUUCCUUAAUUUUCA